Molecule: messenger RNA, 3137 nt
Organism: Carassius auratus (goldfish)
Lineage: Eukaryota; Metazoa; Chordata; Actinopteri; Cypriniformes; Cyprinidae
Product: patatin-like phospholipase domain-containing protein 7
Biological process (GO): lipid metabolic process
Cellular component (GO): endoplasmic reticulum
Molecular function (GO): phosphatidylcholine lysophospholipase A1 activity
Source: RefSeq, a predicted model, not a curated record
CCGGUAUCAGAGGAAGCUCUGACUGCGUUCACCCUGGAACUUCAGCAUGCACUCUUAGCUAUCGGCCCCACUCUUCUCUUGACUAGUGACAUCAUCAAACAGCGCCUCGGCUCUGCUGCAUUAGACAGUGUGCAUGAGUACAGGUUAUCGAGUUGGCUGGGUCAGCAGGAAGACAUCCACCGCAUAGUCCUAUAUCAGACAGAUGUGUCACUCACUCCAUGGACUCAGCGCUGCAUCAGGCAGGCCGAUUGCAUCAUCAUCGUGGGACUGGGAGAGCAGGACCCAGCUGUGGGAGAGUUGGAACGUAUGUUAGAGGGGAGUGCGGUGAGAGCGCAGAAACAGCUGGUGUUGUUGCACCGUGAGGACGGCCCUCUCCCAAAGGAACAGCCCGAAUGGCUCAACAUGCGGAGCUGGAUCUCCAGGCACCUUCACCUGUCCUGCCCCCACAGGGUCUUCUCCAGGAGGAGCCUGCCAAAACUGAGAGAAAUGUACCAGCGUGUGUUCCAGAAGCCUGCUGAUCGCCACUCUGAUUUCUCACGUCUGGCCCGUGUUCUUACGGGCAACGCCAUUGCGCUGGUGUUGGGGGGUGGAGGAGCCAGGGGCUGUUCUCAGGUGGGCGUCAUUCGAGCAUUGAGUGAGGCGGGAAUCCCCAUUGAUCUGGUGGGCGGCACCUCAAUCGGUUCUAUGAUGGGCGCGCUGUACGCAGAGGAGCGCUGUUACAGCAGGAUGAAGAUCAGAGCCAGAGAAUGGGCGAUGGAAAUGACAUCCGUGUUUAAGAAAAUGCUGGACUUGACCUACCCUGUCACUUCUAUGUUUUCUGGUGCUUCGUUUAACUCUAGCAUUAAUGCUGUCUUCAAGGACAAACAGAUCGAGGAUCUCUGGAUCCCAUAUUUCAACAUCACCACAGAUAUCACUGCUUCCACGAUGAGAGUGCACACUGACGGCUCCCUGUGGAGGUAUGUGCGUUCCAGCAUGUCUCUUUCUGGUUACCUGCCACCACUGUGUGAUCCAAAAGAUGGACACCUGCUCAUGGAUGGAGGCUACAUCAACAACUUGCCAGCGGAUGUGGCCCGCUCCAUGGGUGCCAAGGUGGUUAUUGCCAUCGAUGUGGGCAGCCAAGAUGAAACCAACCUCACCAACUACGGGGAUGCCCUUUCUGGCUGGUGGCUGCUAUGGAAACGGCUCAACCCACUGGCUGAGAAAGUCAAGGUGUUGAACAUGACUGAGAUCCAGGCCCGGCUGGCUUAUGUGUGCUCAGUGAGACAGCUUGAAUCUGUUAAGAAUAGCGAAUACUGUGAAUACCUCAGACCUCCCAUCGACAGAUACCGCACACUUGAGUUUGGCAAGUUCGAUGAGAUUAGCGAAGUGGGCUACCAGCAUGGGAAGACGGUGUUUGACGUGUGGUGCAGGAGUGGCGUGGUGGAAAAGAUGAUGAAGGACCGACAUCAGGAGGAAUUCCACAAAACGCAGAGCAACAAUUUUGUAACCUGUCCAAAUGCUUCCUUCACUGAUCUGGCUGAGAUCGUCUCACGGAUUGAGCCAGUCAAACCAGCUCUUGUGGAUGAUGAAUCGGACUAUCACACGGAAUAUGAAGAGGAGAAUGCAGAGAGUGCUCUGUCAGACAUUGAGCUCUACAACCAUUACAGCGAGCACACAGAGGAGGAACUGACCGCAGACACUGAUGAAGAAUUCGAGAGGUCUCACAGGCAGCGUGUGCAUUCUGACUUGGAAAACCUAGGACCCGUGUCCUCCAAAACACUACAGACCUCUAGCUCCAACAGUCCUCCAUCCAUCCAUAAAAGAAAAGCAUAAGGACUGAAACCCCUCCAUCCCGACCACUGACCCAGAUAUCAGCAUGGCAGUGUACAAACACUGGCACGCCAAUGAUUUGGGGUUUGGCUUUCUGUAAACACUGCAGUCACACCAACUACAUCCAGGCCUUGAGGAACAGAGUAUUUUGUGUAUUUACACAAGCAUUUUUUCCCCUCUCAUACAAAGAAAUCCAAAGAAAACAUCUAUUGCUGCAAUGGAAGUUUAAGAUGGACAUGCUGGGUAACAUGGCAUGAGGUUGAAAUAAUACCUGGCCUUGCAUCUGAGCAGUAACUCAAGACUUUCCCAGAGUUUUCAGGGAAGUUUGAUGCUGAUUUUGAACUCUUUUGAUUCCCAAGCUUUGUUUUCACUCCAUCUUGAAUUACAGGUCAAUCAAUAGAGGAGGAUAUUACACAAUUAAGACACUCAGCUACAACAUUCUUUACAAACAGUUAGAUUGGAUUGCAUGUUCGGCUGAUUCCUUCUUCUGUCAAUGAAAGUAGCAGAAAAGAGCCAAGUAAUGAUUUAGAGUUUAAAAAAAGAAAGUGAUACUCAAUGUAGAGUUCUCUGUUUAUGAGCUCAGAUGACCAAUGUUGACUUUUUGUUUCAUUUAAACAUCUCAAAGACUUUGCUGUUUCACACAGAUCAGUAACUCCUAGCUCAGGGGUACAUGAUCUAUGGACAGUUGAAUGAUCGAUGUAAACUAACCAGUGUUGUGUAUCAUACCGAAUGAGUCUGAUGAGUUAAUCAUGCUUCUAGCUGCACAUGAUCAAACAAAACACCUAAGAAAAGUAUGCCUAUCAAUGCAAUAUUUUUUAUAUUUCUUGUUUUUGUUGUGAAAAUUACUGUAUGAAAACUGUAGUGCCUUUUAACAUUAAUACUAGCCAUAAAAGACAAUGAGAGUUUGGUAAUAGUCAAGAAAUAGUCUAACAGUCUAAAAACAAUGCCAGUAUUGAUUAAUAUGUAUGUAUGAGGAAUCAUUUGACUUUUGGUGUAUGCCGCCAUGACUGACUUUAAUUUGGAGUUUUGUGGUCGUGCCAUUGUUUUUGAAUCUUUCGGAACAAUCCUUAUGCUGUAUGCCAAUAGUUUUUGCUUGCAUCUGUUGUAACACUGUCAUAAAGCUAAAAAAAAAGGAAAGCACCUAUGUUGUCAGCAUUGGUUGUUAAGGGUCAGUUAGUUUCCAAAGUUAAAGAAACCUCAGUAUGGACAUCUGAAAAACCAAAUGAGAAUAUGCAAUUGUUUUCAAAUCGAUGGGAGAAUGUAGUGCCAUUCUGCAAACGUCUUAAAAUGCGGAUUCCUAAUAAACUGUUUUUUGUUUUUGUCUCGAG